Molecule: messenger RNA, 447 nt
Organism: Mucor velutinosus
Lineage: Eukaryota; Fungi; Mucoromycota; Mucoromycetes; Mucorales; Mucoraceae
Product: Fatty acyl-CoA elongase/Polyunsaturated fatty acid specific elongation enzyme
Exons: 1
Coding region: 1-447 (148 amino acids)
Source: RefSeq, a predicted model, not a curated record
AUGAGAUACCGUCUUGUCAUCCGAGAUGGCUUGGAACCUGAUAGCGGCUCGGAAAUGGGAACGAGUAGAGAUAGAGCCAGAAGAAGAGGCAGCGAAAUGCAGGCAAGCGAAAGUUCUGAACCAAGAAGUAUUGCCAAAGAAGGGUGGCCAGCGGCAAGGUCAUCUACCAUCAAGGGUCAUUUUUGCAGAAGCACCAAACCUUACUACAAGCAAAUGGCUGCUGGAUCCAAGGACUCGGUCGAGUCUGUCGAUGAGUACAAGUCAACAGUAACAUGCUCUUCGUGCUUUCAUCGCACGACCAAGCAGGUCUAUGUCAGGGACGGUCGCUCGAAAAGAAUUCCCGGUACAGCCGUCUGCUCAAUGCCCAAGAAGGCUCUCCAUAGGUACUAUAACACUCAACCACGAUCUGAAUGGCGCAAAAAACAGUGCCUUUAUAAGUUUCUUUAG